Messenger RNA from Argiope bruennichi, 1821 nucleotides. Its product is annotated as zinc finger protein 883-like. The record is from RefSeq and is a predicted model, not a curated record. The transcript is spliced from 3 exons. Lineage: Eukaryota; Metazoa; Arthropoda; Arachnida; Araneae; Araneidae. Gene Ontology annotation, biological process: regulation of DNA-templated transcription. Gene Ontology annotation, molecular function: DNA-binding transcription factor activity, RNA polymerase II-specific; RNA polymerase II cis-regulatory region sequence-specific DNA binding. Bases 910 to 1740 code for a protein of 276 amino acids.
UUGCAUUCUAAUGGAUAUUUUGCUAAACAUUGCAAUAUUUUACCAAGCACAUAUUCCAACUGUAAAUUAUAUUUCAAUAACUAACUCUAGCACCAUUCGUUGCAGCCUCGGUGAGGGUUUAUAAGUUGAUUUCUGCAGUAAGCCAAUCAAUACUGCAUUAAAACUAACUAAAUUAGUGAUAUGUUCCAUCACAAAUUUAGUUCCAUAUACAUAAUUCCAUGGCUAGCAUCAACUGAAGUUGUUAUCACUCUAUCUUUGUUAUAAAAUUAUUGGACAAUUGAUUUUUUUAACCAAAAAUAUGCAAGUUCAACUGCAUUGAUUAAAAUGAACAUAUUCCAGAAAAUUUGUCCAGUUUAAAUAAGCUUUAUGGAUAAAAUAUGGCAAAGCAAAUAAAUUGAAGAAACAAACCUAAACAUGUACACCGUCUCCGAAACAGUAAGAUAAGAUGCAACAGAAAUUUAAAUUUUAAAACAUUUCUCUCACAUCGGCAUGGAAAUGAAGCUACUCACAACUAAUAAGUCCAUUGAAUAAAACAGUCGACCAAGACGGCUGAUAUUAAAUAAGUGUAAUAAAUGCUGCAGUCCUCAAGAGUAUUUACUUUUUGAAAAUCUGAAUGUUACAAAUGGAGAAAACUCAUUUGAUUAAUAUAUACACUGGAAAUACCUGUUGUCAUAUAAAAUUUCAGCAGUAUAAAGGGCAUAUCACGUACAACUGAAUUUCAUAAAGCAUAAAAAAUAGAAACAUUACAAAUUGUACUUUUAUAUAAAAAGAUUUGCUUUGAAGUCUGCUUUCAAUAGGCAUUUAAUAACUCAUGUGAAAGAAAAAUUGCAAUUCAGUAAACCAUUUUCAGAUUAAAGCAUUUUGGAGUGAAAUUUAUAUGCAUUUAUCACUGAGAAAUUAUAUGUCAGUAUGAUGUGUAGCGAAACGUCUCCUCAUCAGGCAAGUGUAAAGAAACAUUUACUGGCCCAUACGAAAGAGAGACCGUAUAUUUGUGAAACCUGCAAUCGCUCGUUUACUCUGAAGGAAAAUUUAAAGAGGCAUUAUAUCACUCAUACGAAUGAAAGACCGUAUAUUUGUGAUACAUGUUCUAAAACAUUUUCUAGUCAGAGCAAUUUAAGGAGUCAUUUACUGACGCACACGAAAGAGAAACCAUACCCCUGCGAGUUGUGCGAUAGGGCGUUUUCCAAGAUAUCACUUUUAAAGAGACAUUCAUUGGUGCACACGAAAGAGAGACCUUAUAUUUGUCACAUCUGUGAUUGUUCGUACACUCGGAAUGCACAUUUAAAGAGACAUUUAGCUACUCAUACGAAGGAGAGACCUUAUAUUUGUGAUACAUGUACUAAGAAAUUUUCUGAUCAGUGCGGUUUAAGGAAACAUUUGUUGACACAUACGAAAGAAAGAUCAUAUGGUUGUGACACCUGCAAUCGCUCGUUUACUCAGAAUGCACAUUUAAAGAGGCAUUUAUUGACACAUACGAAGGAGAGACCGUAUGCUUGUGAUAUAUGUUCUAAGACAUUUUCUGAUCGGAGCACUUUAAGGAAUCAUUUAGUGACUCAUACAAAAGAGAAACCAUAUUCCUGCGAUUUGUGCAAUAAAGCGUUUUCCCAGUUGACAAUUUUAAAGAAACAUUUACUGACGCAUACGAAGGAGAGACCUUAUGUUUGUGACACUUGUAAUUGUUCGUUUUCUCAGAAUGCACAUUUAAAGAAACAUUUAUUGAAGCAUACGAAAGAGAAAUAGUAGUUUGUGAUUUCUGCAAUAAACUUUUUCUUGUCGAUGAAAUUGAAAGUAACAUGUACUUAUUUUUUAAAAAUAAAAACC